This is a messenger RNA of Triticum aestivum (bread wheat), 832 nucleotides long. Its product is annotated as alpha-amylase/subtilisin inhibitor-like. The record is from RefSeq and is a predicted model, not a curated record. The transcript has a single exon. NCBI's taxonomy places the organism in Eukaryota, Viridiplantae, Streptophyta, Magnoliopsida, Poales, Poaceae. Bases 25 to 750 code for a protein of 241 amino acids. Gene Ontology annotation, molecular function: endopeptidase inhibitor activity.
CCGCGAGUUAAUACAUUCAUUGCCAUGGAACACUUCUGUUUCCUGGUCAUCCUCCCACUCCUUGGCUUGGCCAUGGCCUUGCAGUUGACCGCCCCAUGUCAAGCUACGCAACCUCAGCCACAACCGAUCUAUGACACAGAAGAUCAUGCGCUAACAGGUGACAACUUCUACAAUCUCAUGCCGGUGGACCUCUUACUGAAUGGUCAAUGUGUUAACCAUAGCUCUAUAUGGAAGUCCGGGUGCCCUAGGAACGUGAAUCUGGCACUAUGCGACGACUCCACCAGCAGUAGAAGCGUGGCUGUGUCGAUCAAGCUGGCGGCGGCGACCAACGGCUCCGACAAGGAGGCAUCACCCCGCCUCUCGACUGACGUCGUGAUCGAAUUCGGCGACACCGUCAACAAGUGCAAGCAGCGUCUCCAAUGGUACGUCGGCGCAGGUAUCACGCAUAAUUUGCAUGUGACCGUCGGCCACUUCAUAAAUACGGAGGGGAGCGACGUGCUGACAGAUGGCAGAGACCAAAAGUUCAUUUUUCGCGUCGAGAGGUAUCACGGCGCAUACAAGCUGACAUCGUGCUACGCCCCGGGGUGCAAACAUGAGCCGUGCGGUUGCCGUGAUCUGGUGUUGUACAAAUAUAACAAAAAGUGGUGGCUGGUUGUUAAGGAAAAAGGGUGGCAGGGGCUGCCCCUGGUGGUUGUGUUCGAAAAAUGUCCUAGGCCGUGCUUUCCUCCUAAGGGCCUGCCUCACGAGUAAUCUUGUAGAGUUAUGUACUAGUACUACUAGCUUGCUAGUUAACCGAUCAUUACCAAUAAUAAAUAAUGGUUUUGCUAAUUCA